Molecule: messenger RNA, 1065 nt
Organism: Gamsiella multidivaricata
Lineage: Eukaryota; Fungi; Mortierellomycota; Mortierellomycetes; Mortierellales; Mortierellaceae
Exons: 1
Coding region: 1-1065 (354 amino acids)
Source: RefSeq, a predicted model, not a curated record
AUGAAGAUCAUCUCCUCUUCCGUGAUUCUUUCGCUCCUGGUGAGCAUGACCUUGCUCCAGUCGACUCUUGCGGCCCCCAUUGAUCAUCCCACUGCUUCUGCAGUUGGAGGACGGGUCGUGCCUACUCCUGCUCAGGUUGCUCCUCAUUCAAACAAGCCCGAACAACAUGGAAACCCCCAUGGUCACCACGGCAAGGCUCAGCCGACGUCCCACCAUGUCAAGCCGGCCCAUGGCAAGUCCACUCAUGACAAGCCCCACCCCAGCGAGCCUCAGCAGGAAGCCCACAUCAAGCGCGAUUUGGAGGAGCGUGCUGACCCUGUCGAUGGCAAGCGCGAGCCAAUCAAGCCUGCCAAACCCAUCCAAGGCAAGCCUGAGCCUGUCAAGCCUGAGUCUGUCAAGCCCACUCAUGGCAAGCCCCACCACGGCAAGCCUCAGCCGACUCCCCACUCUAAUAAGCCUCAGCAGGAGGCCCAUAUUAAGCGCGAUUUGGAGGAGCGUGCUGAUCCCGUCGAUGGCAAGCGCGAACCUGUUGAGCCUGUUGAACCCAAGCCUGUUCAGCCUGUCAAGCCGAUUCAUGGCAAGCCCGCCCAUGGCAAGCCCACCCAUGGCAAGCCCAAGCCUACCGAGCCUUCCGAUCCGGCCCAUGGCAAGCCUCACCACGCCAAGCCUCAGCCGGCUCCCCGCUCCGACGAGCCUCCUACUGAGGCUCACAUCAAGCGCGAUUUGGAGGAGCGUGCUGAUCCUGCCGAUGGCAAGCGCGAGCCAGUCAAGCCUGCUAACCCCAUCCAAGGCAAGCCUGAGCCUGUCAAGCCCACCCACGGCAAGCUUGAGCCAAGACACCCUGUCAAGCCUGUCCAGCCUGUCAAGCCUGCCCAUGGCAAGCCUCACUCGAAGCCCCAUCCUAAGCGCACUUUGAAGCAGCGUGUUAGAGUCGUCCCUGGCAAGGCUCGCCCCAAACCUGUUCACCCCAAGCCUGUUCACACUAAGCCUGUUCACACUAAGCCUUUCCACCCCAAGCCUACUCACACCACCGAGCCUGUCCACGCCCAGCCUACUCAACUCUGA